Messenger RNA from Brassica oleracea var. oleracea, 1608 nucleotides. RefSeq names its product DEAD-box ATP-dependent RNA helicase 12-like. Gene Ontology annotation, cellular component: P-body; cytoplasmic stress granule. Lineage: Eukaryota; Viridiplantae; Streptophyta; Magnoliopsida; Brassicales; Brassicaceae. The record is from RefSeq and is a predicted model, not a curated record. The transcript is spliced from 11 exons. Gene Ontology annotation, molecular function: RNA helicase activity; ATP binding; mRNA binding. Gene Ontology annotation, biological process: P-body assembly; cytoplasmic stress granule assembly. The coding region runs from base 1 to 1350 and encodes 449 amino acids.
AUGGAACGGGACGUGGAGCUCCGCCGCAUCUCGAUUAUCAGUCGUACGCUUCCUGGAAACGCCAAUGAGGUUCAGAACACGACGUCGUCUCAACCUCCCGUACCUAGCAACGAUCAUAACGGCUCCGUUACUCUCAGUGGCGGCCAAGAUUGGAAGGCAACGUUGAGGCUCCCACCUCCUCAUACUCGUUAUCAGACAGCAGAUGUGACAGCUACAAAAGGAAAUGAAUUCGAAGAUUACUUUCUGAAAAGGGAUCUCUUAAAGGGAAUAUACGAGAAGGGUUUCGAGAAGCCAUCUCCUAUUCAAGAAGAGAGCAUUCCCAUUGCUUUAACCGGUAGUGAUAUUCUUGCUAGAGCCAAAAACGGCACAGGAAAGACUGGUGCUUUCUGCAUUCCAGUUCUUGAGAAAAUUGAUCCUAAUACCAAUGUUAUACAAGCCAUGAUUCUAGUUCCAACGCGAGAGCUGGCUCUUCAGACUUCACAGGUUUGCAAGGAGCUUUCCAAAUACUUGAACAUCCAGGUUAUGGUCACCACUGGCGGUACCAGUCUGAGAGAUGAUAUCAUGCGGUUGCAUCAACCUGUACAUCUGCUCGUUGGAACUCCUGGGAGAAUAUUGGAUCUUACUAAAAUGGGAGUGUGUGUUUUGAAAGACUGCACGAUGCUUGUGAUGGAUGAGGCCGACAAGCUUUUGUCUGCAGAGUUCCAACCUUCUCUAGAGGAAUUGAUACAGUUUCUGCCAGAGAAUCGUCAGUUUCUGAUGUUUUCGGCUACAUUUCCUGUCACUGUGAAGGCUUUUAAGGAUCGGCAUCUCCGGAAACCAUACGUUAUCAAUCUCAUGGAUCAACUCACGCUAAUGGGAGUCACACAAUAUUACGCUUUUGUUGAGGAGAGACAGAAGGUUCACUGCCUCAACACACUUUUCUCUAAGCUGCAAAUAAACCAAUCGAUAAUCUUUUGCAACUCUGCUAACCGCGUCGAACUGUUGGCUAAGAAAAUUACAGAACUCGGUUAUUCGUGCUUCUACAUUCAUGCGAAGAUGGUUCAAGACCAUAGGAAUAGAGUGUUCCAUGAGUUCCGCAAUGGUGCUUGCAGAAAUCUCGUUUGCACUGAUCUGUUUACUCGUGGAAUUGACAUUCAAGCUGUGAAUGUAGUGAUUAACUUUGAUUUUCCGAGGACAUCUGAGUCGUAUCUACACAGGGUGGGCCGAUCAGGACGGUUUAGACACCUUGGCUUGGCUGUGAAUUUGGUAACAUAUGAGGAUCGUUUCAAAAUGUAUCAGACUGAGCAAGAACUUGGCACUGAAAUCAAACCAAUUCCUUCUCAUAUCGAUCAAGCAAUCUACUGUCAGUAAACCUGUAACCGCACGAGAAAUGCUUCCACCUGACAGUGUUGAUGAAAAUGGUGUUUCUCAAGCUAUAUUAGGAGAUGAGGGAACUGAUGCUUGGCGGUUUAUGUAAAGACGACUCGUUACAGAUAUGAACCAGUGCGGUUUGGUUUCUAAUCUUUCUCUAGACUUUGUUUCGGUGGUUCUAAUGAAAUUUGUUAACGUUGCUCAUUUAUCUUUGACUUGGUAGUCAAGAAAUAAUAAAGACAACAUAAGACUCGUACU